Messenger RNA from Acanthisitta chloris (rifleman), 1312 nucleotides. RefSeq names its product cullin 1 (gene CUL1). NCBI's taxonomy places the organism in Eukaryota, Metazoa, Chordata, Aves, Passeriformes, Acanthisittidae. Gene Ontology annotation, biological process: protein ubiquitination; SCF-dependent proteasomal ubiquitin-dependent protein catabolic process. The transcript has 8 exons. The record is from RefSeq and is a predicted model, not a curated record. Gene Ontology annotation, molecular function: ubiquitin protein ligase binding. Gene Ontology annotation, cellular component: SCF ubiquitin ligase complex. Bases 1 to 765 code for a protein of 254 amino acids.
AUGCAGCUCAGCCUCUUCACCUCUCUUGCAGUGGAUUUCAGCAUCCAGGUGCUGAGUUCUGGAUCCUGGCCGUUCCAGCAGUCCUGCACGUUUGCUCUGCCAUCUGAGUUAGAACGGAGCUAUCAGCGAUUUACUGCAUUUUACGCCAGUCGCCAUAGUGGAAGAAAAUUAACAUGGUUGUAUCAGCUGUCCAAAGGGGAAUUGGUUACCAAUUGUUUCAAAAACAGAUACACAUUACAGGCAUCCACAUUCCAGAUGGCGAUUUUACUGCAGUACAACACAGAAGAUGCCUAUACCGUGCAGCAGCUGACAGACAGUACUCAAAUAAAAAUGGAUAUCUUGGCACAAGUUCUACAGAUACUGUUGAAAUCAAAAUUGCUUGUUUUGGAAGAUGAAAAUGCAAAUGUUGAUGAAGUGGAGUUGAAACCAGAUACUUUAAUAAAACUGUACCUUGGUUACAAAAACAAAAAAUUAAGGGUAAACAUCAAUGUGCCAAUGAAGACUGAACAGAAGCAGGAGCAAGAAACUACACACAAAAAUAUAGAGGAAGAUAGGAAACUACUGAUUCAGGCUGCUAUUGUGAGAAUCAUGAAAAUGAGGAAGGUUCUAAAACACCAGCAACUGCUUGGAGAAGUGCUAACACAGCUGUCCUCAAGGUUCAAGCCACGAGUUCCAGUAAUUAAGAAAUGCAUCGACAUUCUCAUUGAGAAGGAGUACUUGGAACGUGUAGAUGGUGAGAAGGACACCUACAGUUACUUGGCUUAACAUUUUUAUUAGCAAUUACUUGACUGUGUGACACUCAGCAAAUAGGUAUGUGAUGGAAAGAAUGAAAGCGACGGAACUUCAUAGCAGCCACUCUGCUGCCAUUUGGACCUCCCUUUUUAAUACCUGAGACCAGGACUCCCAUCAGCCAGUCUCAGAUUUACAUCAGAACUGCUCAGGAUUGAUACAUUUCAAGUAUGUAAAUAUGGACACCAAUGCCAUUUAACCUAAUUUAAGAACAGAAAGGAAUCAAACCCUUCUCCUUUAAGGGUUGCAUGCUACUGCAUUUAAAUCAAUACAUUGGCUAUAUGAUAAACAGCUGCCAUCACAGGCAGUACUUAUACAUGUUGGCAGCACUUGGAGAGCGAGUCUGAAUGGACCCAUGUGUAAUCUGCUAUGAUUAACCAUUUGUAUAGUGUGUUUCAUUUUUUAAUGUGUGAUAAAUAAAAAAAAAUUAAAAGAUUUCUGUACAAGUUGCAUUUGGUUUUAUUGUUUCAAGAUUCAUGAAUUAUCUUUCUAAAUGUAAAUAAAAGAUAUAAUGGUUAUGAAA